Nilaparvata lugens (brown planthopper) is the source of this 1596-nucleotide messenger RNA. Its product is annotated as nucleoside diphosphate-linked moiety X motif 8. Gene Ontology annotation, molecular function: coenzyme A diphosphatase activity. Lineage: Eukaryota; Metazoa; Arthropoda; Insecta; Hemiptera; Delphacidae. The record is from RefSeq and is a predicted model, not a curated record. The transcript has a single exon. The coding region runs from base 168 to 941 and encodes 257 amino acids.
ACAUUGCAACAUCAGUAAUGUAUGGGUCUACAAGAUGUUUUUGACAUUUCGUAAGUUAUUGUGCUAAGUAUUUCUUUAGAUUUAUUUCAUGAAAUUCAUUUUAAAACGUGACGUGAUCGAUAAUGCGUGUUUUAAAUUUAUAAUCUAGUCAGAAGUGUUAAUACAACAUGGCUUGGACGGUGAGAAAGCCUUGUUUGGAGGUUAUGUCCAAGAAAAUAGCCAUAAGCAGUCAACUCAAUCACUUUAGAAAAGAUAAACUGUGCAAUAUUCAUUCCAGUCAAAUUGUUCGACACAAAUGCACACAUACAAUUAACGUUGAUGAACUGUUAAGUGACUUCAACAAGCAGCAGUGUGUCGAAAGACUUCAGAAACUAUCAGUUCCCAACGUCACCUCAAAACAGCCAAAAAUUAAAGCUGCUGUUCUGGUUCCUCUUUGUAUUGUAGACUCCCAACUGUCUCUGCUGUACACUUUGAGAAAAAGUAAUUUACGUAAACAUCGUGGGCAGGUAUCCUUUCCCGGUGGCGUCCAAGAUAAAUGUGAUAAUCACCUGAUAGCUACCGCACUUCGAGAGGCUGAAGAAGAACUCAAUAUUCCUCCGAAUUUAGUGGACGUUUGGGGCUGUGGGAAACCGAUAAUCGGAACCGAAUUUAGUGUUCUACCAGUUUUGGGAUUUAUUGGUGAUGUUAACAAGCUCGACAUCAAACCAAAUCCUAGCGAAGUUGAGCUAAUGUUUACGUUAUCACUCUUGCAUUUUUGUGACAGUGCUAAUUGUAGGUAUACUCGUUUUCGGUUCAAAAAUAUGGGGACCUAUGUGAUGCCAGUGUACUUGAAUCGGACUUGUCGAAUUUGGGGCAUGACUGCUGCUAUAACCCACAUCAUGCUAAGUGCUCUCUUACCUGACAAAUACAACCUCCAAUUGACAAAAAACACUGGUUACUGAUAGUAAGUUAUAACUGAUUUAACUCAGGUUGUGAACAAAAUUUACUGCCAAACUUUUAUUCUCAAGUAGAGUCUCGAAGUAGGACCUAAAAUUAUUACCAGUCAGGCUCAUGUGACUUGAUUAAUCAUAUUUAAAAUGGAUUUCUCAAUCAAUAAAUAAAAUUGAUAACCUGCAAACAUUAGUGCCGGUUGCACAAAAGCUGGUAAAUUUUAACCGUGAUUAAUUUCACUAGAACCAAUCAGGGAAACCGUCUUCUGAAAGGCCUUCUCUGAUUGUUUCCCCGUUAAAUCACGGUUAGAAUUUAACCGGCACUUAUGUCUACAGGUUAUCAAUUUUAUAAAUUGAUUGAGAAAUAGAUUGGUGAAUACAAUAUGAUUAAUCAAGUCACAUGAGCCUGAUUGGUAAUAAUUUUAUUAAUAAUCAUUAAUAAUGGAAAAUAUUACCAAUCAGGCUCAUGUGACUUGAUUAAAUAUUUUUCAACCAAUUUGAAAAGGAUUUUUUAAUCGAUUUUCUAAAACUGAUAACCUGCAGACAUUAGUCUUGAAAUUUAUGAGUUAUGAUCGUUGAUUGGAUGUAAAACAAUCAUAAUAAAUUAUUUUAAAUACAAUUAUUGUUCCAAUUUAAAUUGUUUUCAAUCUCAUAAUUUUGAAACAGA